UCCUGUCCGGGCGGGACCGGCCCGGGUGAAAGGGCAACAAGAUGGCGGCGGCCCGCCGGGCGAGGAAGUAGGCGCGGGCGCGUUGCUGGGAUGCCCAAGUACUACGAGGAGAAGGAGGAGGACGGGCGGGCCUGUGCGGGGUUGCGGGAGGACCUGCGCCAGUGCCUGCUCGAGUCCCCCUGCCUCGUCCAGGAAGGAAAAAGCCCCAGACAAUGCUUGAAGGAAGGACACUGCAGAAAUUUGCAGGUUUCAUUUUUUGAGUGCAAAAGGUCAAUGUUGGAUACCAGAGCAAGAUUCAGAGGAAGGAAGGGAUACUGAAGCCUUUAUGAAGAGAGCGAAGCAUGGGCAAUUAUGGGUGCCUUAUGCUAAAUACAGAGACUAAAAUAAGAAGAGUACAUUUGCUGCAUCUUCCCAGUCAUGAAGUAUUUCAUGGAAAAUACCUGCUUUCAAGAACUCUGAUAGAUUGAGGCUGACAUGCAUCUAAAAUACUCAAAAGAAAUCCAACAUUUGGUGGGCAGUUCGGAGAGCUAUGAAUACCCUAAUCCGUUUUAAAUAAGCUGUGCAAAAUCUAAAAUAAGCCUUAGCAAUCUUUAGCUGAGUCAGCUUGUUUUGAAAUUGAGAUUUCUUUUUAUUUUGGGGUUUAUAGUUGUAUUUAUCUAAAAUCAUAAGACAUAGUCAAAAUGAAAUAUUAUAAAAUGAUUGAAAUUGGUAGGCUGCUUGACUAAUGUUCAGCAGCACCAUUCAGGAAACCUAAGAUAAUUCCCUUGUUUCCCAGGUUAGCAGAGCUGGCAUACACAGUGAAAUGUACAUGUUAGCCUCUGGGGAAGAGUGGCUUAUUUUGCUUACUAGUAUGGUGUAACAAUUGAUUAGAGUGAAGUUGGUACCUGUCUAGUUCCCAAGAAGUAUGACACCAUCUCUUCACCCCCCCCUCCCCAUAACAUUCCUUAUGUAAUAUGAUGUUUGCUGUAAGUUUUCUAAUACACUGUAGAAUUUCACUUCUGAAGAACUAAAUUAAAGUUGAGAUUACUCUUAAAAAUUAACAUGUCUCUGAUCUUUUGGAAAAACAGUCCCAGCUUUUAAGAGAAUUAUAGUUCAUCUGCCUCAUAUUAACUCACGAAUACAGAUGAAGAUUUGCAUGUGAGGAGUAAGUAAAUAAAUACCAUGUUUUUCUCUCUGACCCGCAGCUAAGAAGAUACUGGUUGACAUUCUUAUAAUGUGCCUGCAACAGCCUCUAGGGGUUCCUUUGAGGUUAUGCUGGAUCUCCCUCUUACUACUCAAAAAAACCCAAAAAACUUUACACACUGAACCACAACUUAAAAUAUUUGUUCUUAAUUAUGCAUUGCAUAUUAAUGUUAUAUCUCAAACUUUAUACCUUUAUACUUUUUAAUGUGUUUUAUUCCUGCAUUCUUACUCUUUUCUGUACUCUAAAAUAUUUUCUGUAUUCUAAAAUGCAUGUAUGGGUGUAUAAUUUUCAAAUUGUCAUCUACAUUCAUUUAAAUUGUGACUGCUUUUUCAUGGUAAAAUUGUUUUAUUUAAA
Pelodiscus sinensis (Chinese soft-shelled turtle) is the source of this 1537-nucleotide messenger RNA. RefSeq names its product cytochrome c oxidase assembly factor 5 (gene COA5). Gene Ontology annotation, cellular component: mitochondrion. The record is from RefSeq and is a predicted model, not a curated record. NCBI's taxonomy places the organism in Eukaryota, Metazoa, Chordata, Testudines, Trionychidae. Gene Ontology annotation, biological process: mitochondrial respiratory chain complex IV assembly.